Molecule: messenger RNA, 1104 nt
Organism: Aspergillus tubingensis
Lineage: Eukaryota; Fungi; Ascomycota; Eurotiomycetes; Eurotiales; Aspergillaceae
Exons: 1
Coding region: 1-1104 (367 amino acids)
Source: RefSeq, a predicted model, not a curated record
AUGAUGUCGAAACGGACCAUCUUCCUCAUGGGUGCGCCCACGUUGCGGAAUCUCCAGUGGAAUGAAGACGAGCUGCUGAACGCACCGAUAUCUCCAUUUCAUAGUCUGGAUACGCAAGACGUAGGCCAUUGGCCUUUCCCCGAUGGUCAGCCCGUGAAAUGGAGACUAUUGCAGGAUCUGCGCAAUCGAGGGCCUCUCCCAGAAAUCUACAGGUGGGAGCCAGGUCAAGAUGCUCGCUUCUUUACUAUACGGGACAUUGCAGGCUCUGAUGGGACAUCGCGGACAAAGCCGGACGAUUCAGUGCUCUCGCAGUUCUACAACCAUUCAUUUACCGUUCAUGAAACCUCGGAGAUCUCGACUCCGGGGUUUCACUCUGGAGAUUCCAUGCGCAGUAGUGGUUUAUCGGCCGGGACUUCUUUUGCGACAAGCAGCGAGAAGGACGGGCCAACACCAGGGUUACCGAUCCAAGGGCCGCUCACCGACCUCCGGGAUAUCCCCACUGCGGCGUAUCUGAAUUCGAUCGUGCCGCAGACGAUGACGGUGAAUCUGAUUGUGGCGAUUAUCGCCAUCCACCCUCCACGGCGGGUGGUAACGCGGCAAUGGAAGCAAGAGCUGGAUCUGGUUGAGAUGGUGGUUGGGGAUGAUACAAGAAGUGGGUUUGGGGUUACGUUCUGGCUUCCUCCUGUGAAUCAUGCGGUCAUGGCUGGGGAAGGUGACGACGAAGGAGAGGCGUUGGGGGAGUCGCUGGCAACGCUGCGUCCACGGGACAUUGUUCUGAUGCGGAUGGUAGGACUGAGCUCCUUCCGGGAACGGGUAUACGGGCAGAGUUUGAGGAAAGGGGUCACGAAGGUUAACCUGCUGCACCGCCAGCGGGUCGACGUAACCGAAGCAGGCGGGCUCUACAGUGCGAAGCAACUCCGGGAUAUUCAACAAGACCCUGCAGCCAAGCGUGAGGAAGAUCUGCCGCUGAUGAAGGUGAGCAAGGUGCGCGAGUGGAUCAGGAGAUUUGUGUUCGAUCCGGUAGGCGGUGACGGGGGCCGGGGAACUUUUACACGUGGCUUGGCUGGAAAGGGCCAUUCACUGCCCCCAGACACGCAGGAGUGA